Fimicolochytrium jonesii is the source of this 1712-nucleotide messenger RNA. RefSeq lists its product as uncharacterized. Gene Ontology annotation, molecular function: protein binding. Lineage: Eukaryota; Fungi; Chytridiomycota; Chytridiomycetes; Spizellomycetales; Powellomycetaceae. The transcript is spliced from 2 exons. The record is from RefSeq and is a predicted model, not a curated record. Bases 142 to 1623 code for a protein of 493 amino acids.
UUGUUGAAAAGGGCCCAUGCUUCGACCGAUAUUGCACGCGUCCGAUAUUUGCGUCCUCCCCCAGAUCCUUCCAGAUCCACACUCCAAACUGCCCUUUCCCACGCACUUCCGCCCCCAAGAACAACACUAACCAGAACUACAAUGGGCAACCGUCCACCUCUCCUCGAUAUCACCGCCCUGCCACACAAAGGCCGCAGCUUCCUUCUGAACGAAGAUGUCAGCGCGGGCGACGUAGUGUUGAGAACGAAACCUUAUGCUGCGAUUCCCGACUGCGGCUCCAGAACGUUCGUCUGCGCGCAUUGUCUGAAACCGCCAAAGAUCACGCAUCAAGAGCAGUCACAUUCCGCUUCGCCUGAACGAGAACGGCAACCGCUGCCGGUCAGCUGUGUUACUUGUUGCGUAGCAUCCUAUUGUACGUCUACCUGCGCCGACCGGGACUUUCUGAAAUUCCAUCGGUUCGAAUGCGCGUUUUUGGCGGAGUUGGGGGCGACGACGAAGAAUGACGAUGACGGCGCAUUGACGGAGUAUGAGAGGGAUUACCUGUGGCUGCUUGUGAGGGUGCUCAUUGGAAGGGCGUGGGAGGUGAAGGGUGAGGAGCAUGAUGUGAAAGAUGAUACAUCUGCGAGGGAAGCGGAGGAGACGAUGCGGUUUGAGGAUGUCUGGGCGCUCUGUUCCAACGCGUCGUCGUUCUCCGCCGAGGCGGUCAAGAGGUUUCAUGUCGUUGCCGGACAUUUGUUGCACUUUGUGCAGGGGCAUCUGCUACCAGGAUUUAAAUUCCCAUCGGAUGUCGAGGACUCGUUAUUGUGGGCGCCUGAAACGCAAGAUGUGCCGAACCCAAAAUCACCGCCGCCAAAUGCGGCCGCUUCGAAUUCACCGCAACACUCGGCGCUGUACAAGUCGCUACUCACGCUCAUCUGCAAAGAAGAAUGCAACUCCUUCGGGCUCUACACAUUCGCAUAUCAGGGUCCCACCGUUCCCCGGCAGGGUUACGCGUUGGCGCUGUACCCCAGAGCUGUGUUCUUCAACCACUCGUGCUUGCCGAAUGUCGGACAUAUCACAAACACUUGCUUGGAGUCGAGUGCGGGGACGGUCAAAGCAUCCGGAGGGCAGGAGAAAAUGGUGGAUUAUACUGAGUUGAUAUUCUACGCUACGCGAGACAUCAAGCGCGGAGAUGAGGCGGUGAUUUCGUACAUUGAGCUGGACGAGGCUGAUACUGAUGCCGCUGGGGAUGGAGAGGGACGGUCGGCAGUGGAGAGACGACGCAUGGCGCUCAACGACAUGUUUUUCUUCAAGUGUGCAUGUGUGCGAUGCGAAUUCGAAGCGGAUGCCACGACGCCUCCGCGGACGCUGACCGAUCUCAGCGCGUUGCUGUGCCGCAAGGAUGGCUGCCGGGGCCGAUUCAUGCCAUCCGCUCUAGCCGGCUCUCAUGAACCUGAGCCAGCCACGGAGGGAACAAAAGGAGGAUUGACAAAAGCAUCGCCGGCGAUAACCGAAGACCCUUCCCCAGCUCGUACUGACAGCGCCAAAGACCUGCGCCUAAAAACAGCACAUGCACGGAAACAUGGACCUAGCAGACAAACAUGGACAUGUGAAGCAUGCGGACGAAUACGCCAGAACGCGUGAUAUAUUGUAUUGUCGUUUUAGGGAAGGGGGAUUGUGCAACGACAGUCCAACGUCGUCUUCGAGUAGAAAACGGGGCAGUUGUUGGACGA